UCAAACAGCAGUCGCCGCCUCUCAGUGAUGAGGGACGACAAAAAAAAACAAGGCUGCUCACAUUUUGUUUGUAUAAACGCUUUUCCCUUUUUGUUUAACAUUUCUCAGGUGGAUAUAACCAGUGGAAUAUUUUUGUUGUUUCUUUCUUUUUAGUUUUCUUUCUUUUUUAAUGUCCUUUCUAUUCGCAACUGGAUUUUAGAGCGGAGAAACAUCACUUUGCAGGGAUGGAUCCAGCUGGAGAGCUUUUACGCGCCGCGUUUCUCGGAGCGUCUCCUCCGAUGCGGAAAAAUUAAGCGGUCUCUGCUCUGAGGAGUGAACAAUGAAGUAUGGACUGGUUGUGCUCUCGGCUGGCUUUACUGGUUUACUCAGCUUCACAUUCCUCGCUGUGGCCAUCGGAACUGAUUACUGGUACAUUAUCGAUGUAAACAAGCCCAACCACACGGGGCCAAAUGACCUGAGUUCACACUCUGGAUUGUGGAGAAUCAUUGAAGGUGCAAAUAGGAGUUCAGUCAUCCCUUCUUUUACAGCAAAUAUGUCCAGCCUAUCAGAGACUGAAAGGCACCUUCUCGGCUUGCACAAGGUAGUGGUCAUCUUGCUGCCUCUCAGCCUGGUACUGCUGGUGUUCGGAUGGAUCUUCGGACUUGUCAGCUCAUUGGCCUGCAGUCCCAGGCUGCUGGCUGCAUCGGCUUCCUAUGUUCUCCUCUGCAGUAUUUUCACGCUGUCAGGGGUCAGUACCUACAUCAAAUACUCUAAUCAAGCCAUGGAAGAGUUCCAACGGAUUGUUCCCCCUGAAAAUCUCGUCUUCGUGCAAGUCUCCUUUGGCUGGUCGUUAGCCUUGGCAUGGCUCUCCUACAGCCUGGAGGUAGCAACAGGUCUGCUGCUGCUGCUAGCUGCCAGAAUAACUCAAAUAAAAGGGCAUUAUGAUUCUGGUGUUGGUAUAGCUAUGUUGUAGUGAAACUAUAUACUCAUAUUUUUUAGGGGCAGUUUUUUUUUUUUUUUUUUUUUGGCUGUAGUUUUUUUCUUUCUUUAUAGCUUGCCAGCUUGUAAGAGACCAAAACAUCAAGAGCCAAAAACCAGAGAAUGUACUGAAGGUAACUUUCAUAGGCACACACAGAAGCUGACAUUAAAUCACAUUACUGAACUGCUUUCAUCUUUUCAAAACUAAAUUGUGUCUAUACUGACUCUGCUUAACAUUGUGGUUGUGUUUACAACAAAACAAGAAGAAGAAGUUCACCAAGUGAAUUGAUGGAUAUUUGUUCUUGAAUGUAUUUAUGUUGUACCUUUCAGCCUGGUUGCCACUUAACUGAGUGCUGUUGUUUUUUUUUCUUAAGAGUUAUAUAAGUUUCAGGAGGUCAAGAGUCAAACUGGUAGCGCAAGCUGGCUCUAGCAGAUGCACAAAGAAGUUAAAUUACUUUUCUUGGCCACUUUUAUUUUCCUUUUUGUCAACUGACUUUGCCUAAACUAAUGUUCUGAAUGGCUUUGUAAAAUAGAAUAGACAACCUAGCCAUGCUAAUUAUUGCAGAGUAGCAUUAUUUUUCUCUGUUUGUUCAAAUCUUCCACUCUUUGGAAGACUCAUUGCUGUUCCACCUUUUCUCUCAUUGGGGAUAAUGAGCUUCAUCACUGCAGUUUAAUGGAGCCCCAAAGCCUUAGAGAAGACUUUGUAACCCUUUAAGAUGCUUUGAGUUUUAAGAUGCCUAUUUGCCAAUAAUAAUAAUAAUAA
This is a messenger RNA of Poecilia latipinna (sailfin molly), 1720 nucleotides long. RefSeq names its product transmembrane protein 235. The record is from RefSeq and is a predicted model, not a curated record. Gene Ontology annotation, cellular component: apical plasma membrane. Bases 320 to 952 code for a protein of 210 amino acids. The transcript has 4 exons. NCBI's taxonomy places the organism in Eukaryota, Metazoa, Chordata, Actinopteri, Cyprinodontiformes, Poeciliidae.